AGGUUUGACAGCCACCUCCACCCAUCCUCCUUCUUCAAUCUCUCUCAUCCUCACAAACCCCAUUUUUCACUCUCUUUCUCAUGCCAAAACUUUCAUUUUUGUCUCACAAGUCACAUCCACCAUUUUUAAUAAAAUCUCUUCACAAUUUCACAAAGAAAAGCCACCGGAAAAAAAUGUCGGGUGGGGUUGGCCCCAACAACGAUGGCGUAGUUAGAGACGAAACCAAAUACGAACAAAAAACACCACGCUCCAGAAGGCAACCAAAAUCCCAUUUCCUCCGUCGCAUAUUCUCCUUCCAACAACUCAACUCCCUUGCUCUGGUGGUGGUGCUCUCCGCCUCCGGCAUGGUCGCCAUUGAAGACUUCGGCUUCGUAGUCCUUUCCUUCUUCUACAUGUACUUCAUGUCCAAGGUCGUAUUUCCUACCCUCUCUCCGGCCCACAACCAAUCCGUUUUUGACGAUAACAAUAGCCUCCUCAUCCUUUACUGCUUCCUUGGAGCUGUCAUUGGCCUGUUUCUUCCGGUGGGAUACAUAUUUGAAGGAAUUCUUGAAGGAGAUAAAGAAGGUAUAAAAGCAGCGACCCCACAUGUAUUCUUGUUGGCUAGCCAGUUGUUUCUGGAAGGGGUUGCGUUUUCCGAUGGGUUUUCGUUGCCGAUGAGGGCAUUGGUGUCUGUGGUGUACAAUUCGACAAGGAUAUAUACGGUGAUGUCGUGGGUGAGAAGUGAGAUAUCGAAGGUGGAUGAUGAGGAUUUCCAUGGGAGUAGAAGAAGGUUGUUAAUUGGAAGAGUGUUGGCGAUUGCUAAUAUGAUGUACUGGAGCUUUAACCUAUUUGGGUUUCUAUUGCCGUUUUAUCUUCCUCGAGCUUUCGAGAGAUACUACUCCAAGGCCAAGAAGAUCAAAGAUAAAGAUCGAUGAGGAAAACAUUAAUUAAGGUUCUUUUUUUUGCAAAGAUAUAUAUGAUACAUUUUCAUUUUUUAUUAGGAUGUAUAUAUAGGGUGUACUAAUUAGAAGACCUAUAACUUGAUGGGGCAUGUGGUUUUAGGUAGACAAAGGUGAUGUUGUGAAUUGUGAUGCUAGUCAGUGAUAUUUUCCGAUUGAUAGGUGUAACUUGUGCUUAUUACUUUUGGUAAUUUUAGUGAAGAUGUGAUCUUGUAAGAUGUUAA
Messenger RNA from Lactuca sativa (garden lettuce), 1162 nucleotides. RefSeq lists its product as uncharacterized. Lineage: Eukaryota; Viridiplantae; Streptophyta; Magnoliopsida; Asterales; Asteraceae. The record is from RefSeq and is a predicted model, not a curated record.